Messenger RNA from Polychytrium aggregatum, 915 nucleotides. RefSeq lists its product as uncharacterized. NCBI's taxonomy places the organism in Eukaryota, Fungi, Chytridiomycota, Chytridiomycetes, Polychytriales. Bases 1 to 915 code for a protein of 304 amino acids. The transcript is spliced from 6 exons. The record is from RefSeq and is a predicted model, not a curated record.
AUGAGCUUCUGCGACAACACCACUAUAGCUCAGUUGAACCAGUCCUGCAUCGCCUCGACAGCUGCUGCUGUCGCUGCCUUGCGAGAAGCUGGAACGCAAUACAACACCGACGAAACAGCCCGAGUCAGCUACUGCGUGUACGCGGCAUUCGCGCUCGGUAACCUGCUUCUCAUCCUGGUGAUGUUUGACAAACUCGUCACCGGGCACGAUCGACGCAUUCUCACCAUACUCUACGGCGCGAUCGGGUUCUUCACGGUGUUUUGCGUGUCCAAGGCUGCCAGCUUCGCGCCGAGCCUGUAUGCAAGCCCAUACUAUGGCCUCCAGAUUCUCGGUGUCAUUCAGGCGGCUGCUUUCUCAUCUGCCAAGAUCCUGGCAACGUUCUUCAUUUAUCUUCCCCUCAAGCAGCGCACCAUCGCAAGCAAGGCAGCCGACGGCGUCUUCAAGGCGCUGAUCUUGUUGCAAGGCCUUUACUCCAUGGUUAUUGAUAUCUACUGGGUGCUGGUCGAGACUCCGGUACUUUCCUUCCUGGAUCCUACCUAUGCCUGGGCAGGCUACUUUGUUAUCCAUGCCGGGCUUGAUGUUGGCUUGCUGCUCUGGCAGACGACUCUGGUGCUGGGCCGAGAACAGCAGCGCAAUACGAUCACCCCAGCCAGGGCACUGAAAUCCAGGGCGCGACUGGCAUACUACGCCGGUGUCUUGAUGCUCUUCGGCAUCGCAGACUGCAUGGCGGCCACCUAUGCCAUGAGGCCGUCUAAAGGCAUCGGCAUCUUGCGAGACAUUCUCUACUUGGUCAAGCCCUUCCUUGCGCUGCCUGCAGUGCUUGAUUCUCACGCGGCGUCCAGAGGCGAGCAUCCAAAGUCCUUCAAGGGCUCGUCGGACCAUCAACGGUCCGUGGUUGCCACGGGACAGGCAUAG